UCAGCUUUCUUGCUGGGGCAGGGAACAGUGCUCAUCCUGUCUGUGACCUGCCCUGAUAGCACCAGAGGCCUCACCCCUGACUCAUUCACAUAUUUUAAUACCAAAGGAUGAUCUUGGGUUUAAAAUGGUACAUGGGACCUGAGGGUGUAGCUCAGGGUAGAGUGCUUGCUAAACAUGCAUGAAGCCCCGGGUUCAGUCUCUAGCAAAAGAUAAACAAACUGUCACUGCCAGAAAGAGAGGGUGGCGUGCGCUGUGGGUUCUGUCAUCCCUUGUGCACACUUGCAGCAGCACAGAGGUGGCGAGGGUACGCAUGCACUCUGCUUCCCCUGCCUCUCACCUGAAAGUGCUUCAUCAGCAGCAUUUUGAAAAACUCCAGCCCUCACCCUAGUGGUAAGAGCGUUCUGUGGAGGAGACAGGCAAGAAGCUAGGGGAAUGAUCUGUCAGGUGGCCCACUGUGGCUUGAUUUCUGAUGGGCUGUCAGAGGCCCACAGGCUUCUAGGAUGGAGGAGCUGGCAGGAGCCUGUGGGCAAAAGAGUAGCAGGUGCCUGUGCGAGGGGCCUGAUUUGUGGGGCCUGCCCACCAGGGCUGUGUGGGGCACCCCUCGGGAUGUAGUGGUGCCACGCAUUGAGGCCAUGCUUGCUGCUUGAUGGAAAACGGAGACAGGAGAGAAGCACGCAGCCUUGGGGUAAUGCUGGUGGAGUACCUCUACUCGCUGGUCUACCAGGCUCUCGAUUUCAUCUCUGGCAAGAGGCGAGCCAAGCAGCUCUCCUCAGCACAGGAAGAUGGGGCCAAUGGGACCGCCAGCUUGGAGGCCCCCCAGGAGGCAGAGGAUGAGUUCCUAUCGCUGGACGACUUCCCUGACUCCCGUGCUAAUGUAGAUCUGAAGAACGACCAGGUGCCCAGUGAGCUUCUUAUUGUCCCUCUCUUGCCCAUGGCCCUGGUGGCCCCUGAUGAAGUGGAGAAGAACAGCAGCCCUCUGUACAGCCACCAGGGUGAGGUCCUGGCUAGCCGGAAGGAUUUCAGGAUGAACACGUGCACCCCUCACCCCAAAGGGGCCUUCAUGCUAGAGCCAGUGGGCAUGUGCCCCAUAGAGCCUGUGGGCACGUGCACCAUACCAAGAAACCAGAAGGAUGCCAGGAGGGCCGAGGAGCAGCCAAUGGACGUCUCUGGGUGCCGGAAUUCUGUCACUGUGCUUGACUUCUCCCAGCAGCCAGGCACCGCUCCAGAAGGCCUAGCGCCCAGCAGUGGAGGUGAGGAGGAGGAGGAGGAGGUGGCGGAGGCGGCGGCGGUGGUGGUUGACACAGUAGAACUCCCAGAGGCCAGAGCCCCCAAGGCCACAGUGGAGCCUGAGGAGCCCAGGAGCCCCCACCAGAGUGCCGUCCUGACCAGGAGGUACAUGUUGCGGGAGCGGGAGCGAGCCCCGGACCCCAUGUCCCGGCUAAAGGAGACCCCAGACCCUUGGCAGAGCCUAGACCCCUUUGACUCCUUGGACUCCAAGCCCUUUAAGAAAGGCAGGCCGUACUCUGUGCCCCCUUGUGUGGAGGAGGCUCCAGGACAGAAGCGCAAGAGGAAAGCCACUGCCAAGCUACAGGACUUCCACCAGUGGUACCUGGCCACCUAUGCUGACCACGCUGACAGCAGGAGGCCCCGGAGAAAAGGCCCAACUUUUGCAGACAUGGAGGUUCUGUACUGGAAGCAUGUGAAGGAGCAGCUGGAGACCCUCCGGACAUUGCAGAGGCGGGAGAUAACUGAGCGGUGGCUGCCUAGGGCUGAAGAGGGCCUGUGGCCUGCAGAGGAUGACCACCUAGAGGAUGACCGCCUGGAGGAGUCCUUGGAAGACCUGGGGGCAACAGCAGACGACUUUCUGGAACCUGAAGGGUAUGUGGAGCCCGAGGAGGCAAAGCCUGGCGAGGCUGCUGACCUGGAGGCAGAGGCCAUGCCAGAGUCCCUGAGCUACGAGGAGCUGGUUCGAAGGAAUGUGGAGCUCUUCAUCGCCAACUCCCAGAAGUUUGUCCAGGAGACAGAGCUGAGCCAGCGCAUCAGGGACUGGGAAGACACCAUCCAACCCCUGCUCCUGGAGCAGGAGCAGCAUGUGCCCUUUGAUAUCCACACGUACGGGGACCAGGUGAUCUCACGAUUCCCCCAGCUCAACAAGUGGUGUCCCUUUGCGGAGCUGGUGGCAGGCCAGCCUGCCUUUGAGGUGUGUCGCUCCAUGCUGGCCUCCCUGCAGCUGGCCAAUGACUACACGGUGGAGAUCAGCCAACAGCCAGGGCUGGAAGCAGCUGUGGACACCAUGUCUCUGAGACUGCUCACUCACCAGCGAGCCCACAAGCGCUUUCAGACCUACAUGGCUCCCUCCAUGGCCCAGCCCUAAGCAGAAGGUGUGAUGGGAGGGUGGGCCAGUUCUCGCUGUGUGCUGAGAGCUUGCUUCUGCCUCCUGGCUGGCCCAGCCUAAUAAAAGUUGUGUUGCCAUCUCA
Marmota monax (woodchuck) is the source of this 2477-nucleotide messenger RNA. It is a transcript of the gene Ncaph2, whose product is annotated as non-SMC condensin II complex subunit H2. Gene Ontology annotation, biological process: meiotic chromosome condensation; mitotic sister chromatid separation. Lineage: Eukaryota; Metazoa; Chordata; Mammalia; Rodentia; Sciuridae. The record is from RefSeq and is a predicted model, not a curated record. Gene Ontology annotation, cellular component: condensin complex; nucleus. The transcript is spliced from 19 exons. The coding region runs from base 647 to 2374 and encodes 575 amino acids. Gene Ontology annotation, molecular function: chromatin binding.